CCAGGACUUUGGUCAAUCAACCUGAGCUCGCCACACACCUCUGAUACACACCCAAUAUCAUGGACAGGACUCCUCUCUCUUCUCGUCCGCUGGACAAGCUCUGGUUCUUGUGGUUUGUGAUUCACAUCCCCUUGACUGCCGUGAUCGACGGCCAAGCGAUCUACCCUCGACACCUCGUUCCCGGCUUUAUCCGCUCGCUUUACCUUCAAGCGCUCGAAUUCAGUAAAGACACCUUGAUGCUCGGCAUGGAGAAGCAAGAUCCGAGCUUGUUCUGGUUCAAGGGGUUCAUCUGCCUCGAGGUAUUCUUCCAACUCCCGCUCUUCUUCGUCGGUGCCUAUUGUCUCUACUACAACAUCAAGAGCAUUUACCCCCUCCUCCUGAUCUACUCGGCCUCGGUCUGCACGACCCUCCUCCCCUGCCUCCAACACAUCAUCUCUCCGCCACCCACCUUGCCCCGCCCAACUAAUUUCCAACUGGUCUUCGGCCUGGGGACGUACAUCCCGUUCUUCUUGUUGCCGUUCGGAAUGAUGCUAGACAUGGCGAGCAGGUUGGGCAAAGCGCUCGAGCGGGACGAAAAGAGGGCUGCAGGGAAGAAGAGGGCGUAGAGGGGGGAACAUGGACGACCUGGCAGCAUUUACCUCACAUCAAGAUAGAAAGACAGACAG
Molecule: messenger RNA, 665 nt
Organism: Filobasidium floriforme
Lineage: Eukaryota; Fungi; Basidiomycota; Tremellomycetes; Filobasidiales; Filobasidiaceae
Product: transmembrane protein 6/97
Exons: 6
Coding region: 60-605 (181 amino acids)
Cellular component (GO): endoplasmic reticulum
Source: RefSeq, a predicted model, not a curated record